GGCCGCCCCGCCGCCGCCGCCGCCGCCGCCGCCGCCGCCGCCAUGGGGAACCUGUUCGGCCGCAAGAAGCAGAGCCGGGUGACGGAGCAGGACAAGGCCGUGCUGCAACUGAAGCAGCAGCGGGACAAACUGAGGCAGUACCAGAAGAGGAUCACCCAGCAGCUGCAGAGGGAGCGGGAGAUCGCCCGGCAGCUCCUUCACGAGGGCAAGAAAGAAAGGGCCAAGCUGCUGCUGAAGAAGAAGCGAUACCGGGAACAGCUGCUGGACAAGACGGAGACUCAGAUCACCAACCUGGAGUCCAUGGUUCAAAAUAUCGAAUUCGCCCAAAUUGAAAUGAAGGUGAUCGAAGGCCUGAAGAUCGGGAACGAGUGUCUGACCAAGAUGCAUCAGGUGAUGUCGCUCGAAGAAGUGGAAAGGAUAAUGGACGAAACCCACGACGCCGUGGAGUACCAGAGGCAAAUAGACGAGCUGUUGGCCGGCGGCAGCUUCACUCAAGAGGACGAAGACGCCAUCCUAGAGGAACUGAAUGAAAUCACUCAGGAACAAGUCCACCUGCCCGACGUCCCCGUGGAGCCGCCCCCCGCCCGGACCCCAGAGAAAGUCCCGGUCAAGAAUAGGCCAGAGCAGCCAGAACCGGUGGCGGCAUCUUAAUCUCAGACCUCCCGGCAACCCCCGCCGGCAAUUUCCCCACGGACCGUGAGCCCGGAGGGGUGGGUUUGGCCCCGCCCCCCGCCCCUCUUCCCGGCAGGGGUGGCCAGCGGGGUCACGUUUCUCGCUCUUGUAUCAAGAUUUUUUUCUAGAGCUUCUCUUUUCCCCCUCCAUCCCCGUCCCCUCCGGUCCUAUUUAAAGUCGGAAGGCGCCGGCGGGCCGCACCGACCCUCUCGCCCCCGGAUUAAACCGUGACUUUCCAAGCGGCCGGGCCCCGGGCUCUCUCUCGAGGUGGAACGGACCCUCCCCGACCUCCGGCUCUUCGGGGGCCCUCUUGGCAUUUCCCCGGGCGAAGCCAGCCUCUUCUCCGAGGACCUCCUCCUCCUCCUCCUCAGUUGACGCUCUCUUUCUUCAAGGUUUCGGCCGCCCCGGGGGUCUCCCCCUCUGACCCCCGGCAGCACAGCUAUCUCUCCGCUUUCUCUCGGGGAACCCAUCUCGCGAUGGCGUCCGGGGGCCGGGGCGGGGCCGGCGGUACCGCG
Ornithorhynchus anatinus (platypus) is the source of this 1187-nucleotide messenger RNA. It is a transcript of the gene CHMP6, whose product is annotated as charged multivesicular body protein 6. Bases 43 to 651 code for a protein of 202 amino acids. NCBI's taxonomy places the organism in Eukaryota, Metazoa, Chordata, Mammalia, Monotremata, Ornithorhynchidae. The transcript is spliced from 8 exons. Gene Ontology annotation, biological process: late endosome to vacuole transport via multivesicular body sorting pathway; vesicle budding from membrane. The record is from RefSeq and is a predicted model, not a curated record. Gene Ontology annotation, cellular component: ESCRT III complex; multivesicular body.